AUGAUUCCACUGCUCUUGCUAUACAGAAUUCCCAUGUUGAGGCAGUUCGAACGGUCUGGGUUGAGAUUGACUCGUCAAUUCACUUUUAGAAGCCUUUCUUCAGUAGGUCCAGUACGUGAUAGUCUCGACAGUGUUAAUAAUACAAAGAUUGUAACGGCUGAAAAGUUGCAUACUACUGGUUCUCCAUUCUCUGCUAGUGAAUUAGAAGCAGCUAGGUUAGCGAGAGAUGCGGCUAUUGGUAAACUCAAGUUCUUGCCGGAAAAAUGGAUACCGUAUGCUGAAUUGAUGAGAUUAGAAAAACCAGCAGGAACACUUUUCUUGUUGAUACCAUCCUUUUGGGGCAUAACCAUGGCUUCUUUUUCCAUAGGUGCGCCGUUUUUGACCUUCUUCUCUGCUGUGUCUUUGUUUUCCAUUGGUGCUGUCAUUAUGAGAGGUGCAGGUUGUACUAUCAAUGAUUUACUUGAUAGAAAUUUGGACAACAAAGUUGCAAGGACUAUGGAGAGACCAAUUACGAGUGGUAGAGUGUCUGUUCCCGAGGCAGUUGUAUUCCUUGCGGCUCAAUGCUUUAUUGGACUUGGUGUAUUGUUAUCAUUACCUUCAGAUUGUCUUCUUCUAGGUGCACUCUCACUUCCGUUCGUUGCUUCUUAUCCAUUGUUCAAAAGAUUCACGUACUAUCCUCAAGUGGUACUAUCGACAUGUUUUAGCUGGGGUUGUCUUUUGGGUUUUCCGGCGGUCGGUGCGCCAUUAGCUCUUUGGGUUUCAGUUCCUCUUUACAUAUCCAAUUGGAUUUGGUGUAUGACAUAUGAUACAGUGUAUGCCCAUCAAGAUAAAAAGUUUGAUGUGAAUGCAGGUAUUAAAUCAACGGCAUUGGCGUGGGGCGAUAAAACGAAACCUAUUACUUAUGGGCUCCUGACAUUGCAGGCGUCUGCCUUUGCAUUGUCUGGUUUCAUGAACGGUAUGGGUCCUGGAUUUUACAUUGGUGGAAUAUGGGGAUUUUACAGGCUCUUCCGUCAGCUUAAGGAAGUCAAUUUAGAUGAUCCUAAGAGCUGCUGGAAUUUCUUUACCGGAAACAUCAAUACUGGCUUUGUAUUUUGGUUCGGUAUGUUAUUUGACUACAUUUUAAAAUUGGGUGGAUUCUUAUAA
Molecule: messenger RNA, 1143 nt
Organism: Priceomyces carsonii
Lineage: Eukaryota; Fungi; Ascomycota; Pichiomycetes; Serinales; Debaryomycetaceae
Product: 4-hydroxybenzoate octaprenyltransferase
Exons: 1
Coding region: 1-1143 (380 amino acids)
Biological process (GO): ubiquinone biosynthetic process
Cellular component (GO): mitochondrial inner membrane
Molecular function (GO): 4-hydroxybenzoate polyprenyltransferase activity
Source: RefSeq, a predicted model, not a curated record